GAACAAGGCCUCUGAGAUUCAGAUCUGGAGAUUUGGUGAUUUUGAGUCUUUUCAUUUUCAUUUGAUUUGAUUGCUUGUCUACUUUUGUUUAUUUGUUUUAGUUGCUUUGUUGGAGAUAUGAGAAAGGCAAAAUGAGAUCUUGGCACCACAAUUUGGAACAAAAAGAGAAGAUCUGGUUGAAGAUUGAGAAUCGAUUGUUGGACUAUAGAUAUCAUGGUGGCAAGAGAGGUGUUGGUUUUGCCGAAUAUGAAUCAAAGACUACUCUGAGUACUCAUUGGAUGCUGUGCUUAUCAAACUCCACCAUCAAUAAGGAAACCUAUGCCGACUAUAGGGAUUUUGUGGACGCAAGGCCUGAAGUAGGAGGAAUUGUGGAUGCGUGGUGGCAGGAAGGCAUCGUAAUUGGAUGCGAUAAACUUCCGCUCUACUUCCCGGGUGAGAAAAAGUUUUUGUCGGCAGAGCAGCUGCUGGAGCUCCUGACCACACCCCAAACUCAGCCACUGCUUCUUGAUAAUGCUUUAGAUGAGGUUUUUGGGGCUACAUAUGUGAGCAUCGAUGUGCUUGAGAACAAUACUACUAGGUGGCAGUUCAAGAAUCUUAAAGUAGUAUUGAUGAAUCUGAAGACCAAGAUUCAUGCCCGUGGGUCAUUUGGUCCUGAUUUCCAACAGACGAAGUUCCAGAACUCUUUAAAAUGGUUAAGGGAUGUGGUGCGGAAGUUACAUUCGACAUAUAAAAGACGGCAUGAUGCUGCUGGUGACGUGAUACACAUAUAUGCGCAAACAAAGUGUUUUCUCCGACUAAGGAAAUACAAGAAAGUAGUAUCUCCCCCCAUUCACAUUACUCCACAAGACCUCAGCCCAAAGUAUGCUGAGAAAUUGGGUUCAGGUGUACACAAAUACCACAAAACAUAUAGAGAUUCAUAUUGUAUAGGACAGCUAAUGUUUUGGUAUUCCAAUAUCCCGACCCAAAUAUUUUGCUGGCUGAAUCAAGUAGGGGAUGCCUGUCCUUACCCAAAUCCCAGAAGCCAUCACAACAACUUGUUUACUGCUGACGGACAGUGAAGUUUAUGCUUUCUAUGAUG
This is a messenger RNA of Andrographis paniculata, 1078 nucleotides long. RefSeq lists its product as uncharacterized. The transcript has 7 exons. The record is from RefSeq and is a predicted model, not a curated record. NCBI's taxonomy places the organism in Eukaryota, Viridiplantae, Streptophyta, Magnoliopsida, Lamiales, Acanthaceae. Bases 132 to 1058 code for a protein of 308 amino acids.